CAAGUCGAUUUGGGCGAUAUGGUAAAAAUCAAACAGGUAUUGGAUGAGACGGUGGCAUCAGCAAUCCUUGAAAAUAUUGCGGAAGAUUACGGGUGGGACAACUUUAAGCUCGGGAUUAUGGCGCUUAGUUGCGUUUUUGCGAUGAUUGCUCAGUUCGCUCCGAUCCCCUUUCCCGAGUCUCGACCCGUAUUGGGAGUUUGCGGAGCGCUUUAUUUUGCAUUGAGCGGAAUUCUGCAGUUUGUGACGACCUUUAUCGACAAGGAUUGUAUCCUCUGGACGAAACCGGCCGAUAUAAGCGCUAGUACCAAAAACAAGGACAUGCACCUGUACGGCCUGCGCAUUCGAUCGAAUCUGCCGCGAUUUUCUGAAUGGUACGAGGUUAUUUUGGAAUUUCAAAAGCCCAAGCAAGCUAGCGCCUCUCCUAUGGUCAAGCAUACAUGGAGUAUAGGACAAUUCUUCGACAAGGAAGGCUAUUUUGACGAGAUCGGUUUAUCACAGGAAAUUGAUAAGCUUUUCAAACGUUUUGAAGCAAAAGAUUACGAUAGCGCGGGGUCCGAUGAAAAGAAAAGGCAAUAA
Molecule: messenger RNA, 576 nt
Organism: Phaeodactylum tricornutum CCAP 1055/1
Lineage: Eukaryota; Bacillariophyta; Bacillariophyceae; Surirellales; Neidiaceae
Exons: 1
Biological process (GO): protein targeting to ER
Cellular component (GO): membrane; signal peptidase complex
Source: RefSeq, a predicted model, not a curated record